AUGCACAGUGACAAUAGGCCAGUCAUCAGGGAGCGUCCUAUCCUGAGUAAUUAUACAGGUAUUCAUAUUGGAGAGAAAAACUUGUUAGUACAAGAAUACUACAGCUGGAAUCAUGGUUCACAUCCUAGCAAAGACCAGUGUACUCUUUUCCCAGAGGACCUCUGCAGACAUAACCAGUCUGGGGAAGACUUUGCUCAGCACUCAGAACUCGCUACCCAUCCACGUCCACCUGUUCAAGAGAAGUCUCAGAAUCGUAAAGAAGGUGGCAAAGCUUUUACUUAUAACACAACUUCUAUUCGACAGCGGAGGGCUCCAAAAAGAGAGAAGCUUUACCAAUGUGAAGAAUGUGGUAAAACCUUUAAUAAUAGUUCAAACCUCACACGACACCAGAUAAUCCACACAGGAGAGAAACCCUACCCUUGCCAAGAGUGUGGCAAAGCCUUCAAUAACGUUUCAGCCCUUAUGGGGCACCAGAUGAUCCACGCUGCAGAGAAGACCUACAAGUGUGCAGUGUGUGACAAGGCCUUUCACUUCUCCUCAUACUUUAACCAACACCAGAGGAUUCACUCAGGAGAAAAACCCAAUAAAUGUCAAGAGUGUGGAAAAGGGUUUUAUUACCGCUCAACCCUGACUCGACACCAGAUAAUUCAUACAGGCGAGAAGCCCUACAAAUGCCGAGAGUGUGACAAAGCCUUCAACAAGACCCUGACGCGACACCAGACGAUUCACGCGGGAGGGAAGCCUUACACGUGUAAAGUGUGCGAGAAAGCCUUUCACAGCUCUGCCCACUUUAACCGACACCAGAAAAUCCACUCGGAGCUGACAGCGUAUCGAUGUGAAGAGUGUAGCAAAUCCUUUAGUUAUUCUUCACGCCUUAGUCGGCAUCUGAGAAUCCACGCGCGAGAGAAGCGCUAUGUGUGUAAAGAGUGUGGCAAGGCCUCUAGCCGCUCUUCGCACCUUAACCAACACCAGAAUAUUCAUUUUGGAGAGAAACCGUACAGGUGUAAGAAAUGUGGUAGCACCUUCGCCUGUUCUUCACAGCUUCAUAAACACCGGGUAAGCCACACCGCGGAGAAGCCCUACACCUGCAAGGAAUGUGGCAAAGGCUAUCACCGUUCCUCGUCCUUUGAUCUGCACCAGAGAAUGCAUACCGGAGACAGCCUCUACAGAUGUGCAGAGUGUGGUAAGGUCUGCAACUGCGCCUCACACCUUGCCCAACACCGGAGGGUUCACACCGGAGAGAAACCGUACAGCUGCAGAGAAAGUACGGCAAAGCUUUUGGCUGUUCCUCACACCUUCACCGGCACCAUGUAACUCACAGUAGUGAGAAACCCUUCCAGUGUAGAGAGUGCAACAAGGCUUUUAAGGACAGCGCGACACUUUGUCGACACGAGAGACUUCAUACCUGAGAAAAACCCUUUAAAUGCAAAGAAUGCGGGAAAGCCUUUAACAAUUGUUCAAAUUUCAUGCGCCAUCAAAGGACUCAUAAGUGAGGGAAGCAAGACUAAAGAAUGUGGUAAAGGGAACUGGAGAGACGGCUUAUUGCUUCAGAGCCUGCAUUGCUUUUGGAGACUGAGUUUGGUUACCAGCCCCCAUACUGGGUGGCUUAGAACCUCCUAAAACUCCAACUCCUGGGAUCCAAGCCCAGCUUUGGCCUUCAAGGGCACCUGCACUCGUACGCACAUGCUCCCACACAGGCAAACACACAUCCACAUGUAAUUUAAGGAAGAGUGUGACAAAAAUGCUUAAGUAAUCAAACACCAAGCUAUAGUGGAAUGAAACUAAUAGAUUGUACUGACCAAAUUUCAACAUUUUUAUGUAAAAAAAAAUUCUUACUAGAUAGAACCUUUAUACAUGAAUUAUUAAUUUAUUUUAAUUUGUUUGGAUGCU
Messenger RNA from Myodes glareolus (Bank vole), 1890 nucleotides. The record is from RefSeq and is a predicted model, not a curated record. Lineage: Eukaryota; Metazoa; Chordata; Mammalia; Rodentia; Cricetidae.